Molecule: messenger RNA, 3189 nt
Organism: Symbiodinium sp. CCMP2592
Lineage: Eukaryota; Dinophyceae; Suessiales; Symbiodiniaceae
Source: the annotation of a GenBank genome assembly
AUGGUGUCAAGAGCCGAGCUUGAAGAGUUCCGUCAGUACUUCGAGUGCUCACUUCUCAGCUUGGUUCGUGGUGCAUCCUCGGAGGCCAGGAAGGACGUGGAUAGUGCUAGAACUGACUUCAUUGACGCAUUGCAAUCCUUCAGGGACGACACUCUUGAGGCUCUGACAGCUCUGCACGAGCGCGCCGACACCUUGCUUGAGAAUCAGUAUAGGCUUCAAGCCCAGUUCGCGAUUUUGCAGCAGCGCAUCACUUUGCUUGAGGGCCUACAGACCCCGAUGAUAGAUCUCGCUCAGGAAGGUCGCGGGGCGGCCCAUAUGCUGCCCCUGUGCUGCCUGCGGCCGCCGGCUCUGCCGGCCCGUCUGACGCCUUUCACACCGCCGUUCCAGGUCCCGCAUGAGGCCAUCCGGGCCCACUCGGCAGCUUGCUCUCAGGUGGCAGUGAACCUUAUGUUGCAGCUUCUUGCCUUCCUGGGGUCAGAAUCCAGCUUUUUCUCUGCCAUUCAAUCUGCAGUGCAUUUCGAUGCACAUGUUCGCCGUGUCCUGGCAGGGUUUGCCGCAACGACAGUCAUCAGGUACAUCACUACCUUUAACUCCUUCGCUAAAGCUUGCGAGGACUUGGAUGUGUGUCUUCUUGAGAUUACUGCUGUGCAGGCGGCCGACAUUUUGGUCACUUUGCAACUUCAGAAGCAAGAGGAUCCUACCGUUGGAUCGUCGGCCAUCACCUGCAUCAAGGCUGUGCGAUGGGUUUGCAAGAACACUCAGUGCAUUGUGUUCGAGGUUUUUUAUUGCGAGCUGAUUUCAUCCUUCUUGAAGACCAAGCUGCCCAGGGACCGCAGGGAGAGCCUGCCCCUGCCGCUGUUUGCACUUGUGCAGUGGGAACGACGCAUCCUUCAGCGCUCCACCUCGUUGGUGGACGUCGUGCUGCUUGGAGCCUUCCUCGUCACAUGUUGGUCGAGUCUUCGUUUUGCUGACAGCCAGCGCAUAGAGUGGAGCUCAUGUGCUUUCGACGUGGUGUCGCUUCGGGCCAUUGCAUACCAGACGAAAACCUCACACCAGGGCCAACCCUUCGGCCUGAUCGCGCAAGGCUUCUUGCAUCAUGGUGCACAUUCUUGGGUGGCUAAGUGGCUCCGGGUUCUGGAUUCCAUCGCCUCGCAAGAGGUGCGCGAUUUUGGAUUGGCCCCUAGUUUUUUCUUUCCGGCACUUGACGAUGACGCCGAAUUGAUUCGACCUCUUGAACCGAUGAGUUACCCCUCGUGCUUGCGCUGGUUGCGCUACUACCUGCAGUUUCCAUGGAUGGGGUCUCCUCCCGCGGUGCCCGUAUCCAGCUAUACGGUGCAUUCCAUGAAGUGUAGCCUCUUAAGUUAUAUGCUUGAGGUGCCGGACAUCCGCGGUCCCGACAGGGACGCUCAAGGACAUCGUAGGGGGAGUAGCAGGGAACUUUACAGCAGAGACGAUGUGCUGGGGGCACUCCGUGCCCAGACACAAUUGAGGUCUGCAGUCUUGGCGGGCUUUCGCCCGAGGACGCCAUUGCACCGUGGAGCGCAGCUCCCCAUGGCGCCGAUUCCCUUCACACUGGAAGCUUCCUGCAAAGAGAUCGAUCAAGCACCCUGGGGUUUCUUCUCCUUCGACGUUCGUGUCCCGGGGUCGCUACCUUGGGUUCCUGGGCAAUCUUCGGCAUGCGCUGAGGCAAGCCCCGCUUUGGAGGAGCAUACCGACGUGGCUGCAACCACCGGCACCGAGGCCGCCGGCCUUUCUUUGGCCGACUCCGCAUCCGAGGCUGGCUCUGAGUCCAGUGUUGAGGGCGGUGCAGGGCUCGAGUCACUCGGCCCCCCCCAGACGAAGUGCACAUGGUCGCCGCAACAGGCGUUGUGCAUGCAGCAUGCCCGUCAGGGGGGAGAACGCUUUUUCUGCUCUCGCACCGUGGCUGAUGCAAUGUUCGAUGAUAAAUCCGUGGAUGGAUCAUUCAAUCUGGUGAAUCCUUCACCCUGCCAGCUUAAAGCAGAAGGAGCCUCAGGCUUCCAUCAGCUCCUUCAGGAUCACGGCAUCAGCCAGGAGCUCACGGAUCGGCUGCUCGCCGACGGUUGGGAUGCGAAAUCAUUUCGCCAUGUUGUCUGCCAGGAAUCAGAGUUUGCGGGGGUCCUCCCUGAGAUGUUCCCGGACACUGAAGUGUCGUUGAUGCAGCGUGCCAAGCUGCGAGCCGUGUGGUCGUCGCUGCAGCGACGAGGCAAUGCAGAGACUGCCCCUGCAGAACCGUUGGGUUCCCCGGCCAAACAAGGCUCGGGCUGGUCGGAACUUGAUGCCUCACGUGUUGCCACGCUUAAAAAACGAUUCUUGGAAGCCUUCCCUUCCGAAAUCUUGACUGCCAUCCCGUGGAAGAGCCGCAUGACACAACAGAUGUAUGAGGAUUCCCUCAUGCAGAAGCCUGCCAAAAGGGCCAGGAUUGAGACCCUUCAGCUUUCGGACCUCUUACUUGACGAACCGCCGCAGAUCGACAUCAAUGAUUCCACAAUGGGGAUUUCGAUGAUCCGUAGACUGUUGGAGGUGCAUGACAAUGCCCUCGCUCUUGCAGCGGACAAGCACCUUUGGUCGUGCAUCUUUCAAUUAGUGAUCGAGAAAGAGUGGCAGGUGAACGACGCUAUCUACGAGUUCACAGAGAUCCGCGGUGACAUGUCAUCAUGGCUGCAGCCUCGCGCCAAAGCGGCUUCCGCCAGCAAUCGUAGGCCGUACACGCCAGGUGGCCGCGACAACCGCCCCCACCCCGCCGCCAGGGGCGUUCAGUGGGUUCGUGAGUUCAAGGAGGGCAGCCAGGUGAAAAAAUUGUGCAUAGGGUGGCAGAUCGGGAAAUGCCAGCGUGGAAAUUCCUGUGAGUUAGCAAGGACAAUGGUGCGCCACAGCGCCCAGAGAAGUGACAACAUGCGCUCGGCUCGCCAUGAGCCAAUCCACAGCUGGGGUGAGCUGCCUGCUCCCCCGCCACUGCCUCCCUCUGUCCCGCCAUCGCAACAGCAGGCUCCCCAGAGCUCGCAAGUUUUGGAUUUCAGCUUUCCGCCACUGCCGCCAAAGCUCCUUUCUGCCGAUAGUGAGUGCAGUUUCUGUGUCACCGCCUCAGGAGGCCGUACCCUCCGUGCGUCAUAUACUUCCAUCGCCUUCGGGGGACGUUCCCCCUUCCUCAUGCGCUUCAAGCACUUCUAA